AUGUGGCAAGAACACAACUUUAAUAUACGACGAAUAGAGAAAACAUUCAGAAGACAUGACAGUUCCGUGCAAUAUACAUAUCUAGGUUGUUAUUUUUUCGUGUUCCCGCGUAGAUCCAAAGUGACCAGUAUUCUAUUAGAAAAUCCGACAAAUCAAUCGUUCACUCUCCAACCUCGAAUAACCAAUCCGGAUGUGUUUGCCCUACACUGGGGAGCUUCCGCACAACAGUUGGCUUCUGUCUCAGCCCAACUGACCACGGAUUGUGAAGUGCGUAGUCGUGUGCGUUCCCGUGGUUCACCUACACGUUUCGAUUGGGAUAUUCAAUUGCCGACUGCACACCGCACUCCGGACGAUCAAGCCCCAUCCGAUCCUAGCGUGUCGGGGUCACAAUCUGUGAUGGUGAAAUUGGCACCCAAGUCACGUGUUCGCCUGGGGCUGAAAUUCACACCACAUGCACUGGGCGAAUUGGAACAUGACGGUCAAAUCGAAUUCGUGUCUGACGAGGCAAGUCUCUCUCUCUCUCGCUCGCUCGCUAGCUCUCUCGGUUUUGCCUUGUCAGUUUGGCUAUUCAAACUUCGCGGUUGCGGUCUCCCUCCCGAACCACGAGAUCCGGUUUACACGAGCGUGGAAAUCGGUUCGGCGGUGACUUUAACUCUGUCCAUGAUCAACCCGUUUCGGCAUCCGGUGCUAUGUGAUAUCUAUCUGACUCCGGUCAGUUAUAGUGCGCUGCUGAAACGUGUCGAGUGCGCACACUCGACCGCGCUGAGUUCUCACCCGGAAGACACGAAACAACCUGCGUCAGAUGAGAAUGCCGAUGAACAGGGAAGCCCCGAGAAUAGUCGAGGAUUUGAGUCGAUGGAUUUGAAUAAACCGUUGGAAUCGGCUUUCCAACUGUUAGUCAGAAGGGAAAAAGGUGUUCGCGUCGAGGCCAAGGCAGUAUUUGAUAUUCCUCUCACAUUCGCCCCAAUGGAAAUGCGUGAACACGAGGCAGUCUGUUGUGCUGUGAUGCGACGUGUGGAUGGACAGAGUUUGGGUCGCGGGAUCGAGUCCGGCGAGGAGAUUCACGAACUACGUUGGCUAACACCGAUCAAGGGUGUACCUGAGGCUACGUCACAAUUCACAGAUUUUCAAGAAAUCGGAGCUCUGGGUCGCACGUCUCUGCCCCGUCCAAUCAUCAUGCCGACAGGAAGCAAUCGACCAGCUUUGAUCAGUGGGGUGGCUCGAACUGUGUCUCGAUUUCAUAUUGAACUGAAUUUGUCUGCUAAUGUGCCACUCACUAAGUCCCAACAACCAUUCAGUUCAGAUAUGUUAAGUGAGGACCGACCGUCACAAAUCCUAAUCCGGCCGGUCAGUUCGACACGAUCUGGACCGAUCUCGGCCAGAUCACGUCUCCGGAGCAGUCCGUCGGAAUGGGUUGGCACGUCGUCUUGGUGGACUCGGGCGGAGUCGGGUGAUGUGAGCUGGAAACUGGAAGCUGUCACCCGGGAGCAGGAUCGUGAACUAGCUGAACUGAUCAAUUUAGAUCAGUUACUUCGAAAAUCAAUCAAUAUUCAUCUUAUCACAUUAAAAAAAGAGAAACCGACAGGACCUAUCGAACUCGUACUUGGUGUGAUCUUUACACCAUCUCGACCUUUCAAGUAUGUUCGAUUAACAUGGAUGUUUUUGACUGAUACAUAUUUAUGA
Molecule: messenger RNA, 1683 nt
Organism: Echinostoma caproni
Lineage: Eukaryota; Metazoa; Platyhelminthes; Trematoda; Plagiorchiida; Echinostomatidae
Source: the annotation of a GenBank genome assembly